Molecule: messenger RNA, 456 nt
Organism: Trichobilharzia regenti
Lineage: Eukaryota; Metazoa; Platyhelminthes; Trematoda; Strigeidida; Schistosomatidae
Source: the annotation of a GenBank genome assembly
GCUGCACUUCGCAGUAUCGGUUCAUUCCAUAUAACUCAUGAUCAUAUCGCCUUCAAUUAUCCUCCAGAUUCUAUCCAUCGUGAUAUUAUAUUCCGUAGAAUUGAAUUGAAUAAACCUGGUGUGUAUACAAACUUUGAAAUACGCCUAUUAUCCCGUGAAGGCAGUAUCUCUUCACCGCAUUUAAUGGCUGUUGAGUUGUCUGUUUGGCGUUCACCAAGUUUAUCUACCAUUUUAUCCUCUGUAUCCAGCCAUCCUGAUGGGGUGGAUACGCGUAAAUCACCGUCAUCAUCGUCAUCGUCAUCACUGGCAUCGUCAUCAUCAAAAGAGGCGGGGUACAGUGAUUAUUCAGUUCAACAAGAUAUCGAUUUUUUUGUUAAACUAGAAACUGAUGCCUUGAAUACUUCAGUGUAUGUCUGUCCAGCUGCGUGUCAUUCACCGCCAAUUCCAGUCACGUAA